Lachancea thermotolerans CBS 6340 is the source of this 765-nucleotide messenger RNA. RefSeq names its product KLTH0F11792p. The record is from RefSeq and is a predicted model, not a curated record. The transcript has a single exon. NCBI's taxonomy places the organism in Eukaryota, Fungi, Ascomycota, Saccharomycetes, Saccharomycetales, Saccharomycetaceae. The coding region runs from base 1 to 765 and encodes 254 amino acids.
AUGCCCUUCGAGAUUACCACAAAAGCGCUCCGCGCAGACCAGCUCCCCACGCGCAAGGCCGACAUUGCCAGCGCGGCGCAAGAACUCAUCGAUGAGGUGCACACCUCGUGGAAAAAGGGAAAGUGCUACCAGUACAAGCUGCAGCACAACCCAACCCUGGACGCUGGGCCCGUCAGCGUCCAGACCUACAGCACUACGCGUGCCGGCGAGUACUGGUUGAGCCGCGUCAGCGAACACCGCCUGGAGCCCGCGGUGUACGAGCGCCUGGUCAAGGAGCUCAACGGCAGCGUCCGGGACGGCGACGGGUGGACGCUGCCGGACCGCAGCGCGCGCUCGCGCCGCGAGAUUGACUACAUCGAGGUCCUGAGCCGCGUUGACGUCGCCCAGACACUAGAGUCCGGCUGGGUGCUUGUCAACCUCGAAUAUGAGCUGGGGAAACCUCUAACCACGCGCGAGUUCAACGAGUGGGUCUACGUGCUCGAGCCCUCGCGCGGUGCGCAGCGCGAGCGCAGUUCCGUCGUCUCCGUCGUCGCAGACGCGCCCCUGCACGACAGCGUCGCGCACACGCCCGCGGUUUACGCCAGUGUCGAGCAGCUGGACUACGACUACGAGACCCAGAAGCUGAUCUGGACCAUGGCUACCACCAGCGACGCAGGCGGAAACGUGCCCAAGUGGAUCCAAAACACCAUGAUCGCCAAGACCGUGUCCAAAGACGUCGGCUACUGCUUCGAAUGGCUGGCUAAGAACAUGGAGGCUGAGAAGUGA